Messenger RNA from Desarmillaria tabescens, 3512 nucleotides. RefSeq names its product mediator complex subunit MED14-domain-containing protein. Gene Ontology annotation, molecular function: transcription coregulator activity. Bases 143 to 3418 code for a protein of 1091 amino acids. The record is from RefSeq and is a predicted model, not a curated record. The transcript has 15 exons. Gene Ontology annotation, biological process: regulation of transcription by RNA polymerase II. Lineage: Eukaryota; Fungi; Basidiomycota; Agaricomycetes; Agaricales; Physalacriaceae. Gene Ontology annotation, cellular component: core mediator complex; mediator complex.
CACAUGGCCAUCAUAUUGUUCUUUGCCUUCUCAUUUUUCCCUCGAACGUCGUCCGCCCAACAUUCUGGAAUUGAAGCGUUGCAUGGUUCAUGAAGCAUCUUCAUAACAGUCGAUAAACGAUCUGGUACGGCCACGACCUCUCAUGGAGUCAAAUAUGGUCGCAGAUAUAUCGCCACCAAUCAACAAUGUCACGCCAGCCUCUAAUGGUAUCCACAACAACGGCAGCAUUGAGCUGAAUAUCGAGGAACACGAGCGCGAGCUUCCGUUUGUCGAUGAUGGACAAAUACCCUUGGGUGAACUGCUUUCGCGCGUCAUGCAAAGCAUUUACGCUGAGCUAUCAGAAUUGGCGGAGACUAUGCCAAACAUGUCCGAUAGUGCUCGAAAGCGUACCAUGGCUGACUGGGUGGUGAAGACGAAGAAGCAGGUGGUCAAACUUUAUGCUGUGGCGAAGUGGGCACGAGACGCGGGCACGGUGCAGAAGUGCAUGAACAUUACGGCCUUUCUCAUGAAUCAGAACCAGCAGUUCGCUGACGUCCUCCGCUCGCUCGAAGCAAUACGUGAUGCAAUGGCCCCUGCACGUCUUCGAAAUCAUGACCUGUUGACCUCUCUGGAUGUUCUUACAACUGGAUCCUACAGACGCCUUCCUACUAUCAUUAAGAAAAGCAUAAUUCCACCACGUCCUUUAACGGACGCGGAAGUUCUGAAGACGCUUACUGAUAUGGAAGAUGUCAUGCGCUACCGACUUAGGUUAACGGAGAUUAUUCCUGUGGAAAUGUCGCAUUAUCGAAUAUCCAACGGUCGGGUCUAUUUUACUGCCCCGAAAUUGUUUGAGACGUCUAUAUGCUUGCGAGGUGCUGAGAAAGAUGAUGGCUGGUUCUUUGUGCAUGUCGAGUUUCUGAUAACCGUCGGAGGGGAUGCUACUGGGAUCCAAGAGUUUCCGCGAAUACCGACGGGUAUAAUGAAGCGUCAUCUAACAGAUGAAGCUGAUUCAAGACUUGCCUUCUACCUACCAAUGCCAGAACAACCACCAGGUGUUGAGCUCCCUCCCCGACCUGUACUUCCGGAAGGUGUCGUUGAUACGCCACUGGUCCGAUUGUACAACUUUCUUCAGAUAAUGUCUUUAUCUUAUCAACUGGAAAUUCUUUGGUAUCAGGCUGAAAGAAUGCAAUUUCUGUCUGUAAAUAUGACUCCCGAUCGUAAGAUUAUGACUGUGACUUAUUGGAGGCGAAAGUCCAUGCCGAACAUAGGUGUACGCCAUCGGACCAUCAGGAUACCAGAAAUAGGCGGGAAACUUAUCAUUGCCAUUGUUGAAGCGCGUGGUUCCGUCCAGGCUGGCGGAGGACCCGAGCGCUCCUCGAAAGCACGCGGCCUAGCCGAUCUCCAGCGUAAAUCGAAACUGGGAGCUAAACAGCCCUCAGAUGACGUUGAAGGGCUGCGGUUCAAAGUAACAUGGGAACCAGAACAGGGCGCACUGGGGGUGCAGAUACCACCAGAAGAGUUGAUUCUACCCCCAGAAAUGCUUGCAAUAAACGCUGAUGAUUUGGAUUUCGAAUCUCUGUUGCUCAAAGUGAUACAGAGACAUGUGAAUUCAAUCAUAUCUAUGAUCCAGUUAAACCUACAACGUGGGCCAUCCAGAGCAGUAUUUGGUGCACCUGGAGUGGUGACUUUGGAUGAAGAGGAUAAUGCGCGCGGUCUUCGCGUGAGACUUUGCGCAGACGAGAUCGUCAUCAUAACUAUAGAUCCUCGGACAGGAAGAUUAAAUCUUCGGGAUACCGGUGAUCUUGCGGCAGCAGGGCGUGGACCACGCUUCUUUGCCAUAUCCGAAAAAAUCAACGAGAAUCCAUCUAUGCUGAUGGAUGCAUUGGUCCGACUACGGCUCCAGACGAUUGUGGAUCUCGCGGAGCAAAUGGCUAAAUAUCUUGGCUUGCAGAGUUUCCGAUCGCGGAAUUUCCAUCCGGAAGAGAGACGCAAACUUGGGCCGGCAGCCCGGGGAACACUCUACAUUCAACUGGAGCACUUCCCCGAUCACUACCUUGUCAUCAUCAUCACGGACGACAACUUUCAGUACGCACUCAUAGAAUCCAAAGUUCUUCGAGAAUCAAUGUUUGCAAACUUGAUUAUGGACGAUAUUGGUUGGCUAGAUUUCGACCGAAUACAUGGAGAAGAUGUCAUUCGGCCGGAUGUUGAGGUGAGGGCUGGAAUGAAGAGGAAAAGGAGCAUCGACGAUGGUCUUAGCGUGCCACAUACGGAGGCAGAUCGCAAAGGUUUCAACUUGGAUACACAGGUCUUGCGAGAGCUUUAUAGCUACUGCUGUGCCCGCGUGGCUUACACCAACAUUGAGCGCCAGUUCAAGUUACGGAAAAUUCACUUCACCCAUGUCACACCCUCCACUUCUGCCAACCCACUCGCUACUGAACUCCAGUCUUCACUCGUGCGCUCGGUUCCAUCAUUAUGCGUUCAAUCCAAGCAUAUUCUCGCGGGAGCACCCGCUGCUGAAGCUGCCAUGCCCAAUAUCCGCGUUAUUCCGCUCAACUGGUGGUCAGACUCGGAGUCUGGUAAAGGUGCUCAGGUCGUUACUUGCGUCAAAUUGAAGUACGUGUAUGUUUCAAAAUCUGGUGAAGGCACCAGCUCGAUUAUUCGUCCCUCGAAACGGAUAAUUUACGAUACCACCGAAGCCAUCGUAUCUUUCCUCUCGGAGAACGUCAACACCUGCGUAGACGAGUUCCUGGAGGAGUGGGCGCGGGUGAGCAAGAUGGUGGUGAUUGCGCGAGAGGUGGCUCAAUUGAAGGGUCGAAAGGGAUGGGAGGAUGUCCGGCUGCUCGACUUCGAUCUACAAACGGCGGUGUUUGCCUAUAAGGGCGACUACACUGUAUCGAUAACGUGUGAAGAUCAGCUGAAACCGACUGGUGGGACGUUCGAGCUACGCUUUGGUCGCAUGGGCAAUGUGGAAGGCGGCAGAAACCCACAUACAGAGGCGGAGCCUUUCUUGCGCACGGUCCUGCAUGCGGGAAAGCUUGGGCCCUCCGUGCAUCAACUAGUCAUGCUCCUGCGGGAUACCCUUCCUAUCGUCGUAGAGCUCUCUGAGUUUACUGGUGUAGACUCGUUUGCUAAAAGCGCAGGAUGGUACCGCGUGCUAUAUCGAUCUCAUCAUGCCCUCGAUUUCCGGUUGAUGACUGAACGAAGGGUUGCAAUACUUGAUGGGUCGCAUUCGCUGUUCUCAUUUCCAUCAUCGACCACUUCCGUCAAUGACGCUCAGCUAGGGCUCAAGCCGAUCCCUAACUUCGCCCAAAUAAUUAGCGAGCUUCCCGGUCCAGGUAAAAGGCUUGACGUUGGCAUUGUUUGUCGGGUGGAUGAGGUGAGUGGUCUGGCAAGGGAAGUGCAUGAUCGUGUUAUCAAGCAAUUGGAGGGCUCUCGAUGAGAUAUAUUUACUGCUUACCAUACGAUAAUGUAAUCUGUUUUGUACAGUAGAAAUGUACAGGGCGCCACCAGACAUUGGCGCGCAUUGACCGGUU